AUGACGACCACCACAGACAUCAAGGCACGUAUUUUGCUAGGUCGAGGUGGUGAGGUCGCUAACACUACCAAGCCUUUUCCUCUUCUCGACCUUCCACCAGAGUUAUGGAGCAAGAUCGGCAAACUUGUUGUCGACCAGAGCGACAAAGUCACUGAUAGUACCAUCGUGCUGAUCACGCAAUCAUCCGACCCGCGAGAGCGAGCAAAGUAUCGAGAAGAGAUCGGGCAGCCAGCAAUCACGCGCACAUGUCAAGUCCUGCGAGCGGAGCUAUUGCCGUACUACUACCGCAGCAAGAUCUCGGUGCAGGUAAUCGCGGGCUCCCUCGAGGUGGUCUCCGUAGGAAAGUGGCUCAGAAGUAUCGGCGAUAAGAAUAGGAGCGCCCUAGCAAGGGUUUGGCUGAGGUGCUACUGGAUUCACGAUGAGCAGCUGCUAAGGAAGUACUUCAAGGUUCGAUUUGACCUCGGUGAGACUGUGCAGCAUGGUGUGCCUGGAUGGACACAUACCUACAGGCGAGUAAAGUUCUUGAGCGACGCACAAGAGAUGUCACCAGGAUGGGCGCGAGUACGCAAACUUGGGGGGGGGUCACAUCCAGACAUGGCAAUUUGA
Fulvia fulva is the source of this 606-nucleotide messenger RNA. RefSeq lists its product as uncharacterized. The record is from RefSeq and is a predicted model, not a curated record. NCBI's taxonomy places the organism in Eukaryota, Fungi, Ascomycota, Dothideomycetes, Mycosphaerellales, Mycosphaerellaceae. Bases 1 to 606 code for a protein of 201 amino acids. The transcript has a single exon.